This is a messenger RNA of Klebsormidium nitens, 2590 nucleotides long. The record is from the annotation of a GenBank genome assembly. NCBI's taxonomy places the organism in Eukaryota, Viridiplantae, Streptophyta, Klebsormidiophyceae, Klebsormidiales, Klebsormidiaceae.
CUGAUCACUUCCUGCCACCUGGACCUUGUACCGGAGGAGCCACAGGAUCCACUGUCAGAACUCAAACAAGGAGGCCAAAAUGCAGGGCCAAAAUUCAGGGAAAAUACUGCCGAAGCUGUGCAUAUGCGGUACUUGCAGGAAUUGCCAUCAUCUUGUCCAAUCAUGAAGCAAAACAGCUCCAGCCAGCCCAAUUGAGCUCAAUCGCCACGCUCUCCGGUUGCAAUCCUUGCUUUGCUCAAACAACUUUGCGCGCCACGAUCUUGCAAAGCGAUCCGCAAUUGCCUUAGCCAUGGCUGCUUCCAACGGGGCCCUGUUUUUGGUUGGCGCGCUCCUGAUCUGCUGCGUUUUUGUAGCUCCGGCGCUCGCGCAGGGCCCUGCGGCGGCCCCCACCAGCCCGGUCCUUCCAGGAAACUGCUCUGCGCCGUCCACAAGAUAUGUCGCUGCAAACAAGGACACUGUGAGAUGGGGCUUCUACGAUCUCUUCAAGGACCCUGUUGCAUAUGUCCAGUCAGGGGACAUCAUUACGGUGGAGGUGAUCACACACGAGGCGGGGAACGAGUACGCCAAAAUGAUCCAGGGUGAUCCUGGCAUUGAAGACAUUUACUACUGGCCAACCAAUACAAGUGUCACUGAGAAGAAUGUACCGCAAUAUCCUGGGUCUGGCGCUCACAUCGUGACCGGGCCAAUAUACGUUUGCGGAGCGGAGCCAGGCGACGUACUUCAGGUGGAGAUCCUGUCUAUUAAGCCCCGCCUCAACCCGGUGAGCGGCAAGUGCUACGGUGUGAACCGCAUCGCCAACUUCGGGUACAUUGCGCGGCCCGACGUGGGUCACCGUGACGGCACCCCGUGGAACGACUCCACCAUCACCGUAUACGAGAUCAACGAGGACAAGGAGGGCUGGUGGGCGACUCCCCAGUACCAGUUCACGGUGCCAAAAACGAUCGACCCCGCAGGCCGCGGCAACCUGCCCAUGCAGAACGUGGAUGGGGGGGUCAUCGUCCCGCACGCCGUCGACUAUGGAGUGAACAGCAACGCAAAGAUCACGUACCCCGUAGGCUUCCAGACAAUCCUGAACCAGAGUGACCCCAUCGCAUACACCGCGGCGGCAGACCUCGACUUCCGCAUCCCCCUGCGCCCGCACACCGGAGUCAUGGGUGUCAUGCCUGCAAACGGCCAGAACUACCUUAAGGGCGCUCCUAACGGGACAAUGGGCGCCAACACCAUUCCCCCCAGCCGCUUUGGAGGGAACGUCGACGACUGGAGGAUCGGCGCGGGGGCGACCAUGUACUACACAAUCGAGGAGCCCGGUGCUAAGUUCGUGAUUGCUGACACUCACGCUGCCCAGGGCGACAGCGAGCUGUCCGGCACCGCGAUCGAGACGUCCAUGACGGUCACGGUCCGCAUCACGACCAUCAAGCAGGCGGACCUGCCGCCCGAAGUCAGCAAGCUCACCUUCCCGCUGCUCGAGACCGCCACCGAAUACGUCGUGCACGGGUACAAUUACCUCAACUAUUUGGACGAGUUGCCGGUUCCCAGCACGGUUGGCUCCCCCGGUUUCGGCGACGACCUGAAUCUCGCCUUCAAGAACGCGUUCAACGAGACGCGCUCUUUUCUGAUGGACCUGUUCGCGCUAACGGAGAACGAAGCCGUCACCAUCAUGAGCACCGCCGUCGAUUACAGCAUCAGCCAAGUGGUCGACGCCAACUGGGGCGUCCACGGCAGCAUCCGCAAGAGCAUCUUCUCGCGGCGCGUGGGCAACCGCAAGCUGCUGGAGUUCUACGCGCAGUCGCACGGAAUUGAACGCUCGUCGACGACCCUGCUCGACACCGCGCGCGCGCGCAACGCGCUCAAGGCGAGGGCGGCCGCGGCCUGGAGCCUGCCCGCGAUGCUGCGCCGCCUGUUGUAAAUGUCUCGUAGUGAGUCCAUUGUCGAUUGCGCGGUUAGGUGAACGGUAAUCGGAGGGAUGAAUGGAAAGAGGAAUGGGCAAUGCGGCGCAAGGGAAGGGGACGGUUCUUAGAGAGGGGAUCAUGUCCAGCCGGUUAGCGUUUAAAAUGGCCGGUGAUGAACGUGGAAACGAAGAGAAAACAUGAAAAGAUGAAACAUGGAGACAGCCGUCGUGGGUCGCGGGUCGUGGGUCUAAGCACGGACAGCUGUUGAAGCGAGGAUCGGGUCGGGGAUAAUGAUGUGAUCUUCGUUGGGCCAGCAGGGCUAGGGGCACUGUGGCUUACAUCUCGUGUACACCCGGCCUGCCCCCCUUGUUGUCAAGUCGGACGUUAACUUAUUCCAGCAGAAUAUUUUAUGGAGACAACUUGUUCGAAUAAAACACCUUAUUCUUCGAUAGGCGUCAUUGCCCACGGUGAACCUGUGUGACUAGCAGUUCUGCAAUCAGAUGUUGGUUUGGCUUCUUAGUGCGAGCAGAAGAGCGGAUAGGGUUAGAUUGCUUUCCGAGCUUGAAGGCGAAUAGAAGCCUAGGUAGUGUGCACAAAUUGGGGCUGACAACGUGGAACAGAAGACGUCAGCACUACUGAUGCACACACUCGGUCACAGUGGUAGCAGGAAUGGCCGGGAUCCUUCGUAAUGCGCUUCGCUA